This is a messenger RNA of Notechis scutatus (mainland tiger snake), 2204 nucleotides long. The record is from RefSeq and is a predicted model, not a curated record. Lineage: Eukaryota; Metazoa; Chordata; Lepidosauria; Squamata; Elapidae.
CACACACACACGAGAGAGACACACGAACACGCGUUCCCGGCAGCUUCCCCGGAGAUCGCGCAUUCUUCAGGCCGAAUCCGCCGCGACCCGUUGGCGGGAGCGCAUCGCUGCUACCCAGGCCCGGAGAUGCCGCCGAAGGAGCCUUCGCCUUGAUGCGUCCGACGCUCCCGGAGACAGCUCCGCCAGAGCGCUGCGACGACUGGGGGGUCGACACCAUGAAGCACAAGCCGGUGUACAGUGGGGAACCGGCCAAGAUCAAGUGCCCGCUCUUUGUGGCUUUUGUGAAGUACAACUACAGCACUGCCCACUCGGCCGGCCUGACCCUCAUCUGGUACUGGAUCGGGCAGGGCCAGGACCUGGAGGAGCCCAUCAACUUCCGCCAUCCCGACAACCACAUCAGCAAGGAGAAGGACAUGCUCUGGUUCCGCCCAGCCCUGCUCAACGACACGGGGAACUACACCUGUAUGCUCAGGAAUGCCACUUACUGCAGCAAAAUUGCCGUCCCCUUGGAGGUGGUCCACAAGGACCCCGGCUCCUGCCUCAGCCAAGCGGUCAAGCCAGAAGAAGUCCUCAUGUACUACAGCAGAGUCAAGCAGAACCUCACCUGCCCGGAUGUGGAGAGCUUCAUCCCCACCGGCCUCGAGCCCCAGGUCCGCUGGUACAAGGAGUGCCACCUGAUGAAAUAUGAGUAUCCUGAUCGGAUCCCCAAUGGGCUCAACCUCACUUUUGCCAUUGUCGAAACCGCGUAUGAGGGCGAGUACACCUGCGUGGCGAGUUACCGGGAAAAUGGCCGGGAUUUCUCCCUGACACGGACGAUGAGAGUCAAGGUCGUAGGAUCACCCGAAAAAUCAACGCCUCCUGUGAUCAUUUCCCCAACAAAGUGGAUCACCUAUGAACUCAAGCCAGGGGAACAACUUUUUCUCCAUUGUGAGGUCACUUUCACGUUCCUGAAGGACUCUCCCCAGGAGGUCUGGUGGGCCAUUGAUGGAAGGCACUCAGAUGACGUCACCGACUUCAAGUUCAAUGUGUCCACCACGGAGACUCCCUUAUCGAUCGGAGGGACCAAGAUCGAAAAGACGCUGAUCGCGCCCCGUGUAACGGAGAAGGAUUUGAAACGCAAUUUCACCUGCUUCGCCCAGAACAACCGAGGCAUCGUGCACGCCCAGGCGGUCGUGAGGAUGAAACCCCCAGUUUUGAGAUACACCGUGGAGCUCGCCUGUGGUCUGGGGGCCACCGUGAUGCUGGUGGUCCUCCUGACGGUCAUCUACCACUUCUACUGGCUGGAAAUGGUCCUCUUCUACCGUGCUCACUUUGGGACCGACGAAACCGUCCUUGACGGGAAGGAAUACGACAUUUACGUCUCCUACGCCAGGAAUACGGAAGAAGAGGACUUCGUGCUGCUGACCCUUCGCGGCGUCUUGGAGAACGAAUACGGCUACAAGCUCUGCAUUUUCGACCGAGACAGUCUGCCCGGGGGGAACAUCACCGAGGCCAUCUUUGACUUCAUCCAGAAGAGCCGGAAGAUGAUUGUGGUCCUGAGCCCCGAAUACCUUCUGGAGAAGAGCAUCAGCCUUCUGGAGUUCAAGCUGGGCCUCCUCUGCCAGAACAACAUUGCCACCAAGCUGGUGGUGGUGGAGUACCAGCCUCUGCCCCGCGCCCACCCGAGCGUCCAGCAGCUGAAGGAAUCCGUGGCCUUCGUGGUCUGGAAAGGGGAGAAGUCCAAGCACCUGGGGUCCAAGUUCUGGAAAGCCUUACGCCUGGCCUUGCCCCUCCAGAGCCUCGGCACCUGUGGCCACGCCGUCUGGAACGAAAGCAGCUCCUCGCAUUCGGACACCAGCUUGGACCAAGCUCAGAAGAAGAGGACCAGGUUGAAAGGCCCACCGCCCAAAUCCAAGGCCGUCCCUGUCCGAAGAGGGCCGGCCACCUUGCCCCGAAGGAAGACCAAGCCACAGCCACCCAAGCCGUUCCUGGCCUGCCGCUGUUGCGUGGCCUCCUCCAACGAGAAGCGCCAAGCCAAGAGCCCCGGCCAAGCCGCGGCCAAGCCCAAGCAAGAGAUGCCAUGCCAGAGGCCGCUCCUGGGAGACGCCGUGGUGGGCCACCUCCAGAAGAACGGGAAGAAGCACCCUUUGGAGUCCCAGGGGGCAGCUCUGGGCCUCCAGCAGUUUGCAGAUGUGUCCAAUAACAAUGACUUCUACGUCCUUUAA